AUGGCACCCGAUCCGCAACCGGAACCCCCCGCGCAAGCCGAACCGGCCCAAGACACAGCUUCACAACAACCACAGCAACAAUCGGAGCAAGAACAAAAUCCCAACACCCAAGAACCCCCGGCGUCUCCUCCCCUCCCCCAGCGACACACAGCCGUGACACCCGGUCCCCGUGCAGCGCGUCUACAAGAGCUCUAUGCGCGGUCGCUGAAGAAGACGCUGGGAAAGGUUGGCUGGGGGAAUGUGGCUGGCUGCUACCCCACGAUUGCGAAGAGGGCAGAGGGGGUGCUGAGACAGGUUCAGGUACAAAUGGUUGAUAAACUGGGCGAAAAGUGCGAGAAAGAGUUUGAAAAUAUCAUUGUGUCGAGACAGGUUGUUCCAAAGCUCAACGAUCUAGAGAGCCUCAUCAGCGAUGCCUCCCGGCGACGCACUGGAUCUAAAACAGAACCCCCUACACCGCCUCAUCUCCUCCCUCCGUCGACUAUCCUCGCCGCGCACCUUACACCUUCUCUCACAGCCCACCAAUCCCAGCUCAACGCGCGCUUACAAACGACACAAUCGCAAAAUGCCCUGUUGCACGACGAGGUGCAACGCCAACGAGAGGAGAUUCGCGCACUACUGGAUGCCCUCGAGGCUGUCGUUGCCGAUGUCCAGGGCGCAAAUGACGCGCUGCGACCGGUCGUUGACGAUGUUGCUGCUGAGACAAGACAAGGAAUCGCGGCUGUUGAGGCUGCUAGUGGUGGCGGACAAAAAGAAACGACAAAAUGA
This is a messenger RNA of Fusarium sp. VM40, 765 nucleotides long. Lineage: Eukaryota; Fungi; Ascomycota; Sordariomycetes; Hypocreales; Nectriaceae. The record is from the annotation of a GenBank genome assembly.